This is a messenger RNA of Harmonia axyridis, 2075 nucleotides long. RefSeq names its product ETS translocation variant 4. The record is from RefSeq and is a predicted model, not a curated record. Gene Ontology annotation, cellular component: nucleus. NCBI's taxonomy places the organism in Eukaryota, Metazoa, Arthropoda, Insecta, Coleoptera, Coccinellidae. Bases 225 to 1388 code for a protein of 387 amino acids. Gene Ontology annotation, molecular function: DNA-binding transcription factor activity, RNA polymerase II-specific; sequence-specific DNA binding. Gene Ontology annotation, biological process: cell differentiation; regulation of transcription by RNA polymerase II. The transcript has 10 exons.
CACGUAAGCCGCCAACGAUGGGGGCGGUUAACAUCAACAUCAGGCGUGUCUUCAAUUCCCUCCCCCGUUGGUGGCUGGUAAUCGGGGUUUGCUCGGGACUUUUCAGAUUUCACCACAUUUCCUGCCACCGUCUUCGAAGGUUACCGGUGAUGAUUUUUCUCAUCGACACAUCCAGCCCAGAUUGUGAUUGAAGUUUUUUUUUUUAAUGAAAAGUGUUGAGAUGAAUGGUUCCAACUCCUAGAAUGAAUCCUCAAGAUCAAGAAGUUCCAACAGUUGUGAGUGAAUUGGGUAGACUGGGUUGCCUCUUUGGAACAUCGAUUUCUUCACCUCCGUAUCAACUUCAUCCGGAACAUUACAAAUGUUUCAAUUCAGGAGUAUUCCCAGCAGACUGGCGAGAGCCAUGGCAUCAAGAAGGAAACAGCUGCGAAACAGAUGAUGGAGAGCAAUAUGUACCAGCAGCUGAAUAUCCUCAACCAUAUACUAGUACUUCAAAUGAAGUUAAACCAGAGAACAUGACAGUACUUCAUUGUGGUAUCAAACAAUUGGCAUACCCAAGCACCCAGAACUCCGAGAGCUUCGAAAACACGUAUUCCCACACCCAUCAACAAUCUGGAUGUACUUACCCAAGUCCAAUUUACAAUAGAUCGAAUUCACCAUUAAGUAAAAAUGGCGAUCAACAAGCUACACCUGCAAUCUUCACUUCUUCUCCUCCAAGCUCGGUUCACUUACCAAUUAAACAAGAACCUACAGAAGAAAACAAUGUACGACUAUUCGAUAAAAACAGAUGUGAUCAAACAAAAACUCCACAUAAGAAUCAAUAUAAUUCAAUAAAUAUCAACAAAUUAGAGAAACAAGUCGAAGAUAGAAGAAACGAUGCUAAAAUGAACAGUUUAAACAUAUCAACAGGCCGUCGGGGUUCUCUACAACUCUGGCAAUUCCUCGUAGCGCUUCUUGACACCCCUGACGCCAGUGCAGGAUGCAUAGCAUGGACUGGUAGAGGGAUGGAAUUCAAACUGAUAGAACCAGAAGAGGUUGCCAGAAGAUGGGGUGCCCAGAAAAAUCGCCCAGCUAUGAAUUAUGACAAACUGAGCCGAUCUUUGAGGUACUAUUACGAAAAAGGGAUAAUGCAGAAAGUAGCGGGAGAAAGAUAUGUCUACAAAUUCGUCUGCGACCCAGAAGCACUUUUCACGAUGGCUUGGAACGGAGCGACAUCUGAAGGAUCCCUAAGAAGCCAUUCAGUUGGACAUUCGGAUAGUAUUUGCGGUAAAAACGAUGCACAUCAUAUUGCUUACACAGACAUGCUCAAUUUUUACAACUGUGGAAUUACACACUCCUAUCAACAUCUCCAUCCGUAUUUACAAGAAUCUAAACGAUCCAGAUACCCUUGAAAGUGGAAAUGUCACAUUUGUAGAAUAGAGAUUUUAUCUUUUUUUUUAUUGUAAAGAUCAUAAGCGCCUAGUUUUCGAUUCGUAGAAAUAUUUUAUUCAGGAUUUAUAUUUCUGGUGAAAAAUGCAUUAGAAGUUGCAUUUCGCCCCUUUAAUAUAAGACAACAAAUCCAAUAUAAUAUUCACAGGUAGCCUUUUCAUCCGUAAAACAUUCCUUCAAUGCAACUCUUCAAAAAUUUUUAGAAAUUUUUUUUUCUAAUUUUAAAAGUAUGUAACUUUUCAAAGAAAGGCCUAAGAGCUUUGGAUUUCAUGAAAUAUCCCCUUUAAUUUUCGUCAAAGAUUCAUCCCCUAAAAAUGUUCGUAAUCGCCAGCCUGUAUAUUAAACUAUUGAAUUUUAUCAAUUUGUACGCCAAAUUUGUAUAGUUCAUGUUCUAACUGUUUAUUGGAAAUGAAGAAAAUAAGAAAAAUGUUCAAAAAUAUGUCAUCCUAUCGUCAUUUUCCGCUCUUUAUAAGCCAUGGCUGGGAAAAGCAUUCAACAUAAUGUUGUGAAUAUCUACUUCUACUUACAAUUUGUAGGUUUACUGGAACCAAGGGGAAAAGUAAAAAAUGAUUCUUAUGUUACGGGUAAUAGUUCAUAGAUAGAUACCUUUCACAUACAUCAAUUUAUAUUUCUUCAGUAUUUUUAGCAUU